Molecule: messenger RNA, 1002 nt
Organism: Plutella xylostella (diamondback moth)
Lineage: Eukaryota; Metazoa; Arthropoda; Insecta; Lepidoptera; Plutellidae
Source: RefSeq, a predicted model, not a curated record
CUAAUCAAAAUGGCUAAUAGAGAAGUGAAAAUAAAUGAGUUUCUGUGUUUUGUACAAAACAAAAUUGAUAUUUUAGAUGACUUAAGUGUGGUACAAAUUUGUGAAUCCAACUUUAAAGAGAGUGUAAUUGAAAAUGGGAAGAGUGAACUGUAUGGUUUAAUACCCGAAAGUGGAAGGUGCAUCCUGAGGAAAGGUGAAGAUAAGAAAAAGAAGGAUAUAAAAGAUGUGAUGAAGGUAUUAAAGGAAACACCUACCGCGACGCAGCCUUUUUUUGUGGCUCAGGACCUUAACCUAUUACCACCGGUUACAUUCGACUAUAUUGACGUCACACGCCUUCUGAAAGACAUUGUAAUUUUGAAGACCGAGCUGCAAAGCUUAAGAAAUGACACUGUUUCGAAAUCCGAAUUGAAAGAUUUUGAAACAAAGAUUAGCGCAGAUUUACAAAGCAUGAGUUCGUCGGUUCAACAGCUUGAUAAACAACAAUGCGUACUAUCGCCUAUUCCAACACCAUCUCAGAAAAAUAGCCCGAAAAGACUACGAAAAGGUAUAAUAAGCGAUAGUAGUGAUAAGGAAAAGUUAACUCAGUUUCAGCGGAGCGACGGGUACCCGAGCCACAGUAGGCACUCUCAGCCGAGUCAACAGCACACGGAACCGGUUCGCGUACCGUCGUACAGAGAUAUCGCACUGCUACCGUCGACGUCGGCUAUGCCUACUCGGGCGCCACUGCAAGCGAAUAUCACCCGUCAGGACAGAAACAACAUGCACGAAGAUAGCUUUACCUUAGUUGAGCGCAAAAAACGUAACAAGCGGAAUAACAACAUGAAUGGCACUGCGCAACAGCCGAGCAAACUACAGGUGGCGCAGUUACCAGCGAUUAUUUACGUUUCACGGCUAAUGAAAACUACGACCGUAGAUGACAUUAAGGAACACAUCCGAGAAAUGAAAGAGGACUGCAUUCAAGUAGAAUUGUUAAAACAAAAUUAUGAAACAAGCUUUAAUUGA